This is a messenger RNA of Caenorhabditis remanei, 615 nucleotides long. RefSeq lists its product as uncharacterized. The record is from RefSeq and is a predicted model, not a curated record. The coding region runs from base 1 to 615 and encodes 204 amino acids. The transcript has 4 exons. NCBI's taxonomy places the organism in Eukaryota, Metazoa, Nematoda, Chromadorea, Rhabditida, Rhabditidae.
AUGUUGCUGAAAAUGAUAACACCGUGGAUUGGAGCAAUGUUGGGAUCAUUCUGUGGACAGUAUGUGACUAUAUUGAGAGACGAGUCUGUCGGUGGAGUUGCUGGUGGACUGUUGGGACUAGCGGCUGCAGAGAUUUGGAUUAAACAAUUUCCGUUUGUUUCUCGAUACGGAGAAAACAAUUUAGGAAUAUAUUUGAAGCGUUUAUUUUACAACUAUCUUGAAAAACAAAGAAAACAAGAGAAUUAUGCUGAUGAUCGUCGUUGCAUCCUCUUCAAUUCAGCAAGUGCCAGUCGACACGCACUCCAUUGCACAGUCUCCACGUCAACGAUCCGUGAUGUCUCCAGGGAACGCGCUCCAGCGAUUCAUUCCUUCUGUGACGACCACCACUCCAUCGAAUGUCAUUCCUUGGCUCUUGUGCACAGUUAUUGCUUCCGACAUGACCACCGGAAACUGGUGCCAAUAUCGUUGGCCAUUCGUGAACAAUUUACGAUCCAGAUCAGGUUGUAUAGGAUUAAUGUUACCUUUCGAGCACCACAUAUUCCCGAGAGUAGCGAAUCAAACGAGCCAUCACACCGUUGGCCAAUCCCUGGAGUGGCAAGUUGUGUGUCACCAUGA